Molecule: messenger RNA, 1945 nt
Organism: Odontomachus brunneus
Lineage: Eukaryota; Metazoa; Arthropoda; Insecta; Hymenoptera; Formicidae
Gene: Arp1
Product: actin-related protein 1
Exons: 7
Coding region: 169-1299 (376 amino acids)
Source: RefSeq, a predicted model, not a curated record
CUCCAGCCUUAUGAAGGCCAUUUGAGCUUGACUGUCCUGCUUACGGACUCUUGUAGAUGACUCUUUGUUAACACUUCGUUCGAAAGAUUGAUAUCUAAUUGUAAGUUUACGAUUAUUACGUGAGUUUUCAGUUUAAACGGAGCCGCAUAGAUACUUGUAUCUUAUAUUAUGGAGCCAUACGACGUAAUUGUCAAUCAACCGGUGGUUAUCGACAACGGCUCUGGUGUAAUCAAGGCAGGAUUUGCAGGUGGUCAGAUACCAAAAUGCAGAUUUCCAAAUUAUAUUGGAAGACCAAAACAUAUACGUGUUAUGGCUGGUGCUUUGGAAGGUGAUCUAUUUGUGGGUCCAAUAGCAGAGGAACAUCGUGGCCUUCUGUCUAUUCGGUAUCCAAUGGAGCAUGGCAUAGUAACAGAUUGGAAUGAUAUGGAGCAUAUUUGGUCCUAUGUAUAUAGCAAAGAUCAAUUAGCUACAUUCAGUGAGGAACAUCCAGUUUUACUCACAGAAGCACCUUUAAAUCCUAGAAAAAACCGUGAAAAAGCAGCAGAAAUAUUUUUUGAAACUUUUAAUGUUCCAGCUCUUUUUGUCUCUAUGCAAGCUGUACUCAGCUUAUAUGCAACUGGCAGAACCACUGGAGUAGUUCUUGAUGCUGGUGAUGGUGUUACACAUGCUGUACCAAUUUAUGAAGGUUUUGCUAUGCCUCACAGUAUAAUGCGAGUUGAUAUAGCAGGACGUGAUGUUACAAGACAUCUUAGGCUACUUUUACGGAAGGAAGGUAUUAACUUCAAAACUACAGCAGAAUUUGAAAUUGUAAGAAUGAUCAAAGAGCGAGCAUGCUACCUUGCUAGCAACCCCCAGAAAGAAGAAACAAUAGAAACUGAAAAGUUUCAAUAUAUAUUGCCUGAUGGUAGUCACUUAGAGAUCGGACCAGCGCGAUUUAGAGCACCUGAAGUACUGUUUAGACCAGAUCUGAUAGGUGAAGAAUGUGAAGGCCUUCAUGAAGUAUUAACAUAUUCUAUUCAGAAGUCCGAUUUAGAUUUAAGAAAAGUUCUAUUUCAAAACAUUGUUCUGUCGGGAGGAUCAACAUUAUUUCGUGGAUUCGGUGAUAGAUUAUUGUCAGAAAUUCGUAGGAUGUCACCAAAAGAUAUUAAAAUAAGGAUAUCCGCACCUCAAGAACGAUUAUACAGUACCUGGAUUGGCGGUUCCAUUUUGGCUUCUUUAGACACUUUUAAAAAGAUGUGGGUUAGUAAAAGAGAAUUUGAUGAGGACGGUGUACGUGCUAUCCAUCGUAAAACAUUUUAAAACUUAGAGCAGUUUUUGAGAAAAGAAUGUUAAGUCUAAUAAUUUUAUUAUUACAAUAAGCAAAUGAUGGCAUACUCGGCAUUAUAACAAUAUGUAUCGCAGCAAACGUAUUACCGGUUUUGGAUGAUAACUCUUAUUUAUAUUAUAAUCCCAAAGGAGAUCGUUAUUCAUGCAUUUCUAUCGAUAUUUAAUGAAUGUAACGCUAAAACGGCUUGGACUUGCUGUCAUCAUUGCUUGUUAGUUAAUUUACGUGACUUUGUUUUGAUAGAUGUAUACACGAUGGUUUCGAUACAAAUACUUAGAUACAUUAAAUAUUUCUAGAAAUAUUGCACAAUACGAUAAAAAGAACAGAAAGCAAAAAAAGAAAUAGAUCAUCAGAAGUUCUUAUAAAUGUAAAUAAUCUUUUAAAACUAAAUGUAUUAAUAACAGACAAAAAAUAAUUCAAAAUUGUCAGUUUUUUACAUUAUUUAUUUAUUAUAUAUUUAUAUGUUGUGUCCCUAAUCCUAUUAUGGAUUUUGUGAUAAAAUUUAUUAUUUUCAUUCAAUAAGAAAGAGUACUUCACCUAUAUGAUAUAAUGAAAGGUGCAUUUUAUGUGCAGCAACAUUUUUGCAAAGCAUUUGUAAAUAUAUACGCUUUGGCAAAAUAA